This is a messenger RNA of Saccostrea echinata, 504 nucleotides long. Its product is annotated as heavy metal-binding protein HIP-like. Gene Ontology annotation, molecular function: protein binding. Bases 64 to 504 code for a protein of 146 amino acids. The transcript is spliced from 2 exons. Lineage: Eukaryota; Metazoa; Mollusca; Bivalvia; Ostreida; Ostreidae. The record is from RefSeq and is a predicted model, not a curated record.
GCAGAAGCAGGCACAAAAGAUUUCCUGAAGAAAUUGAAUACGUAUAAUGAAGUAUGUCGAGGAAUGGGCUUGAGGGGAGAUAACUGUAAAGGACGUGAAAGAGCAAUAAUCUCAUUUCAUGCCCGAAUGACAAGUGAUCAACAGAACCUCGGAAAUAAUGCCGUAGUUGUAUUUGGAAAAGUUACAGAAAAUUCUGGAUCUGCCUACAAUGGUAACGCAGGGAAAUUCACGGCACCUGAGGAUGGAAUCUACUCAUUUACAUGGACCAUUUUGACAAAACCUGGAAAGAUAUUUAUCACAAAUAUUGUUGUCAAUGAUACUAGCAAUAUCGUUGGAUACAACUAUGUCAACGGAAGGGGUGGGAGUCAUACUUUUCCAACAGGAUCCGUCACAACAAUUAUAAAAAUGAAGAAAAAUGACAAGGUCUGGAUAAGAGCGGAUGGAAAACAUGGUGAAUACGCUUAUGGUAACUGGUCCUCGUUUUCUGGUUUUAAACUGUCAUGA